Molecule: messenger RNA, 483 nt
Organism: Miscanthus lutarioriparius
Lineage: Eukaryota; Viridiplantae; Streptophyta; Magnoliopsida; Poales; Poaceae
Source: the annotation of a GenBank genome assembly
AUGCUGGCUGCUGGCCUGCUGCGAGCCUGCGAUGUGCGGCUGCGUGGGCACGGCCGCUGCUGCCUGCUGCCUCCGGGAUCCCGGCGCAGCGGCGCCUCCGUCGGCCGUUGGGUCGUGGACCUCCUCGACGGCGUCGCUGUGCGGUACGAGGCUGUCGAGCGGCGCACGCCCACGCCGGGCCUCCGGCGGCGGCACGCGGAGCGGGAGCACCAGCAAUACGCGGCGGCCCGGAACGCGGCCGUGAGUGGCGUCGUCCCGGGGCCCGCCGGUGGCGGGGAGAAGGGGUGGCGGCGGCCGCUCAUCACGCACUUCGUGGGCUGCCAGCCCUGCAGCGGCGGUCGGAACCCGAUGUACUCCAGGGAGAGCUGCGACGACGGGAUGCGCCGCGCGCUGGCGUUCGCGGACGACCAGGUGCUCCGCGCGUACGGGUUCCGCCACGCCGCCCCGCUCAACGACAGCGUGCGGGUGCUGCCGUUCGACUAG